AUGAUUGAGGGGCAGGUCUUGGUGGCGUCGAAUGAUCAGUGGUAUUGGGACAGAGGUGUAGUCGAACAUUUCUCAGUUUUAGGAGUUAAGAAAUGGAUUGAUAGUGGUUACCCUAGUGAUAAUAAUGCGGUGUUUUCUUGGAGUAAAUGGGUGCCAAUUAAAUGCAAUAUAUUUAUGUGGAGAAUGUUGAUGGAUCGGAUCCCGACGAAGCAAGCGUUAGCUAGGUGGAAUAUAAACGUGGGGGAUGGGUUGUGUUCGUUUUGUGAAGAUCAAGAGGAGAGUGUUGAUCAUUUGUUUUCUGCUUGCAUCAUUGCUAAUGGGGUGUGGAGUGGGAUUGCAAGGUGGUUGAAACAUCAACCGUUCUUUUUCUUCUCUGUAGCCGACAUUAUUCAUGAGUUCACGUCCUCCUCUUGGCCCCCGAGUAAGAGGUUUAUUAUAAAGGGCAUUAUGAUCAUUGCUUGUUGGCGUAUAUGGAAAGCUCGGAACGAGAAGAUUUUCAAGAAUGAAAGGCGAAACGUGGCUGAGAUUAUUGUAGAUAUUAAAGUUUUAAGUUUUCUUUGGUUUUCUAAUCGUUGUAAACAGGGUUCCGUGGGUUGGAGGGAUUGGCAGUCUUUUAGUUUUGAUGUGAUGUAA
This is a messenger RNA of Helianthus annuus (common sunflower), 633 nucleotides long. RefSeq lists its product as uncharacterized. Bases 1 to 633 code for a protein of 210 amino acids. The transcript has a single exon. The record is from RefSeq and is a predicted model, not a curated record. NCBI's taxonomy places the organism in Eukaryota, Viridiplantae, Streptophyta, Magnoliopsida, Asterales, Asteraceae.